AGCUUGCCAGUAUAUCCAUAAUCUUUGGCUGAACGAACCAGAGGUAACGCAUAUCCGGGUUUCAUGACUACAAACUGGCGAGCUCAAUGUGUAUGGGUGUGAGCGGAAACUGGAGUCAUAGCAGCUGACAUGUUUUAGCAAGAUCUCCUAGUAGGCAAACAGCACGAUGAUGAUUACUAUUACUGGGUCGUCAUAUGUGUUUUUGAGGAUGGGAUAGGCUGCUGCUAGGCUAUAGUAAAUAGGAGGAUACGGUCACUCAAUCCACAACUCUUGUAACACAAAGUAUCAUGGCAAACAGCACUGUUAAGUGAGCAACUGACAGAGUAGACAAUUUGAUCGACUGGUAUAUCGUGACCUUUUUAACAAGUGGUUGUAGAAAGAGUGCGUAGGAGGUGGGGAAAGGAGUCGUGCGCAAAUUUCCUUUGCGGAUCAUAUUUUCAUCAUAUUGCAACAACAUGGAGUCGCAGACACAGUACACCCGAGAGGAGAUCAACAGCACGAUAUGGGAAGUGCCGGAGAAGUACACGCGAUUGAAGCAAAUUGGGACAGGGGCGUACGGUUCCGUAUGCUCGGUAAUAAAUGUGAAGACCACUGAGAAAGUGGCCAUUAAGAAGCUUCACCGGCCCUUCCAGUCUGAGAUUUUUGCAAAGAGGGCUUAUCGGGAGCUUCGACUGCUCAAGCACAUGAAACAUGAAAAUGUGAUAGGGCUUCUGGAUGUGUUUACUCCUGCUGCUGGGCUUGAUGAAUUCACAGAUUUCUACCUGGUGAUGCCUUACAUGUUCACCGACCUCUCCAAAGUCAAAGGACUUCUCACUGAAGACAGAGUGCAGUUCCUUGUCUAUCAGAUGCUGUGUGGACUAAGGUACAUUCACAGAGCUGGCAUCAUCCACAGGGACCUGAAGCCUGGUAACUUGGCUGUCAAUCAAGACUGUGAAUUAAAGAUCCUGGACUUUGGUCUUGCUCGCCAUGCCGAGGCAGAGAUGACAGGCUAUGUUGUGACCCGCUGGUACCGGGCACCAGAGGUCAUUCUAAACUGGAUGCACUACACCCAGACUGUGGACAUCUGGUCUGUGGGCUGUAUCAUGGGAGAGAUGAUCAAUGGGAAGACGCUUUUCAAAGGGAAGGACUACAUGGAUCAGCUGACUCAGAUCAUGAAAGUAACUGGAGUACCCGGUCCUGACUUCAUUCAGAAACUGGACAGUCAGGAGGCAAAAAGCUAUGUGCGGUCCCUCCCUCACUUUCCCAGAAAAGACUUCUCUAAGUUGUUCCCCAGAGCAAGUGCACAGGCGAUUGACCUUCUUGAGAAGAUGCUGGUUUUGGAUGGUGAGACUCGGCUUACUGCUGAGAGUGCUCUGACACACCCGUAUUUUGAUGGCUUGAGAGAUCCAGAGGACUGCCCUGAGCCACAGCCAUAUGAUGACAGUCACGACAAUGCCACGCUGCCUCUGGAGGAUUGGAGGCGGUUAUCCUUCAAAGAGGUGAAGAGCUUUGUGCCAUUCCCACGACGGGACUCCAAGAGGCGAAACACACUGACAAUUUCUCCGUGAUUCCAUGCUUGUGAUAUCAGAAAACACUGCUACCACACACCAGCAAACGGCAGUAGGCCUUACACCAUGUUGCCCCUGAAACAAUCCUGUCAUAAUUAUUUUCUAAAUGAAGCCUGUGGUUGAAUUUCGUAUUGGGAAGUAUUGAGCUACAUUGUGCCGUCUGUCUCUUUUGGCCUAAUUUGUAAUGGUCGAUCAGUGUUUCAGCAGUCAGAUUGUUUCAAAUUUAACCCCACCUCCCCACCCAUCGGUGAAUUAGUACAUUGUUCCCUCUACGUAUCACAAUUGUUCAUGUUUUAUCAUACCCAAUGUUUAAUGGUCUUACUGUAUGGUUUUCUUUUUCUAAUAGUUGAUAUAUUAAAGAUGAGUUAAAUGUAAUGUACAGUUGAAGUUGGAAGUUUACAGACACCUUUGCCAAAUACAUUUAAACUUAGUAAAAAUUCCCUGUCUUAGGUCAGUUAGGAUCACCACUUUAUUUUAAGAAUGUGAAAUGUCAGAAUAAUAGUAGAGUGAUUUAUUUCAGCUUUUACUUCUUUCAUCACAUUCCCAGUGGGUCAGAAGUUUACAUACACUCAUACACUCAUACACUUAAAUUGUUUAACUUGGGUC
Molecule: messenger RNA, 2153 nt
Organism: Oncorhynchus gorbuscha (pink salmon)
Lineage: Eukaryota; Metazoa; Chordata; Actinopteri; Salmoniformes; Salmonidae
Gene: mapk13
Product: mitogen-activated protein kinase 13
Exons: 12
Coding region: 456-1547 (363 amino acids)
Biological process (GO): protein phosphorylation; intracellular signal transduction
Cellular component (GO): cytoplasm; nucleus
Molecular function (GO): ATP binding; MAP kinase activity
Source: RefSeq, a predicted model, not a curated record